AUGGCGGUGGUUGGAAAACCUAAACCCAAUCGGCCCGCGGGUGCGAGCUUUAAUCAAAAGUUCCAAGCCGUCCUGCACCUGCCCGGUUUGCAGGUUGUGUUUGAUCAUCGGAAGCACCCACUCGAAAGGAUAUUCUGGGUGUUCAUUAUCCUAGCGGCGAUCCGGGGCGUGCUGUUCCUCGGCCAGUUCCAAUACGCCCGGUACGGCGCCAACCCGACCGCAAUCCAGAUGGAUAAAAACUACCGCGACUGGAUCGGCAUCAUGCCCGGUCUAACGUUCUGCUUUCACGACCGAGUCGACUGGCAGCGGGCUCAGGCCUACCUGGAGCGAAUUCACCUCAGCGGGGUGAGUUCAGGAUCCAAUAAUGGGUCCACCAGACGGCAGACCUAUCUCACCGAUUUUGUACAAACGCUCGUCAGUGCGACCGCCAUGGACUUGGGCAAUCUGUCGCGUUUCCUCAACGACUCUCGUCUGGCGACUGGAAUCGACGUCCUGGAGCUGAUCAGUGCGGUGCAUCCGAGCCACGACAUCACUAUCCACAGCUUCCAACCGGAGCAAAAGGCCGGCCUACUGCAGGUGUAUCAGAUCGUCACCGAACGAGGCAUUUGCUAUGCGCUGAAUGCGCCACUCUCCUUCCUGCAGCGCGUCAACGCAACCGCGCGGAUGGUUUCCGAGAAGGACGCGCCUGGCUUGAAAGUCAUAUCGUGCGAAUUCAGCAAACAUCACUGUUACAUGAAGCUCGACAUGUAUCGGUCAACAGUGUCGUACACCAUACACUCGCCAUAUGAGGUAGCAACCAACGAUCAGCUGUUCACCCACGUGGAGGAGUCGGACGAACAGGUCGCUGUGUACAGCGUGCUCGAGACGGUCGCCAACGAGCGGUUGAAGGAUCUGACGGUGCGGCAACGUAAUUGUAUCUUUUACGACGAAGUCUACGAACAGCUGCCGUUUUACAGUCGCAACCUGUGCAUCAUGAGCUGUCGGGCGAGACGUGCCCUAGCGGCUUGUCGUUGUCGACCACACUUUUAUCCGUUCACUGAGGGACCGCCAUGCACGGUGCGAGGACUGUACUGCCUACAGCAACAUCCCGACUGGUACAGCGACAUCGGCUGCAAAUGCCUCAAAUCCUGCACCGACGUGGGUUACUACGUGUCAUCGCUCAGUAAAACGCAAUGGACGGCCGACGGUGGCAUUCCGUUCACGCACAAAGCGUCCCUGCGCUGGGAGAUCCUCCAACCAAAGACGAGAUUACGGCGAGUGCUUAUCUUUAGCUACGAAGAUUUACUUGUGUCUUUUGGGGGAGCAGUGGCGCUUUUUCUGGGAAAGAACGGAUUCUAUCUAUCAAAGAUUGUAGAGUUUUUUGUCGUGGAACUGUGUGGAUGGUUUAGACGAAACAUUUUUACUCGCCGUUUACAGAAAAGAUCACGCAUCAAUGUGGUUAAACCAGCAAAACCUACGUAG
This is a messenger RNA of Anopheles nili, 1461 nucleotides long. RefSeq lists its product as uncharacterized. Bases 1 to 1461 code for a protein of 486 amino acids. Gene Ontology annotation, biological process: sodium ion transmembrane transport. The record is from RefSeq and is a predicted model, not a curated record. Gene Ontology annotation, cellular component: membrane. Gene Ontology annotation, molecular function: ligand-gated sodium channel activity. NCBI's taxonomy places the organism in Eukaryota, Metazoa, Arthropoda, Insecta, Diptera, Culicidae. The transcript has 11 exons.